Ichthyophthirius multifiliis is the source of this 972-nucleotide messenger RNA. RefSeq lists its product as hypothetical. The record is from RefSeq and is a predicted model, not a curated record. The transcript has 4 exons. Gene Ontology annotation, molecular function: protein kinase binding. NCBI's taxonomy places the organism in Eukaryota, Ciliophora, Oligohymenophorea, Hymenostomatida. Gene Ontology annotation, biological process: regulation of cyclin-dependent protein serine/threonine kinase activity.
AUGAAAAAAAUAAUAAUGCAAAUUAUUUCUCAAAUUAAUAACAAAUAAACAAAUAAUAACAAUAAUGAGGAAUAAGCAUUUAUCCCCAUUAUUGCUUAAAAUAAUAAAGCUCCUUCACACUCUUAUAAUAAUGAAAGUGAAAACCAACAUAACAACUCUUCUCUUUCCUUUGACUUUGAAAUUGAAAAACAAAUAAAUCUUCAAAAAAUAGUUAAUUAUUUUGAGUAAACUGCUCAAUAAUAAGAUCUUUAAUAAUUAACUCCCCAUCCCACUUUUUCUUCAUAAAAACUUCCUUCAAUUUCAACCCUUGAUUAUUUAAAAAGAAUCCAAAAAUUUACUGAUUGCUCUAACGUGAAUUUCUUACUCGCACUUAUUUAUGUUUAGAGACUUAAGGAGGAAGUUGGGGAUUAAUUAUUGAAUUCAUAUACUCUUUUAAGAUUAGUUUUAUCUGCAUGCAUAAUCGCUAUGAAAUAUAAUAAUGACUAAAUCCUUAAUAAUGAAUAUUAUGCUAGAAUUGGGGGUGUUAAAAAACCUGAACUUGCUAAACUUGAGAAAAUUUUCUGUGAAUUAAUCAAUUUUAAGCUUUAUGUAAGUGAAGAAACAUUCCUUGACUAUGUUAAAAAAUACGGAUUUUGAAUAAAAUAAGAUAUUUUUUAAUUACUUUUAAUAAAUUUACUACUAAUAAUAAUAUAAGAAUACUUGAAAAAUAAGGAAUACUUUUUAAAAAAUUUAUUUCAAUAUUUAAUAAUUUAAUCUUUUAUUACUUUUUUUUUAAAAAAAAAAAAAUGAUUGUUUGAAAUAAUAAGAGAAAUAUAAUAGAAAAUAAGUGAAAAAAUAAAUCUACAUAAAAAUGUUGAAAAAACUGAAAGAAAUUCUUGAAUUCUGUUUUUAAAUAAAUAAAUAUUCAUUUGAAUAUUUUAUUUUGUUUCAUUCUUAAAAAUAUUUAUUUUGAAUUUAGAAAAAAGAAAAAAC